This is a messenger RNA of Torulaspora globosa, 567 nucleotides long. Its product is annotated as CinA family protein. The transcript has a single exon. The record is from RefSeq and is a predicted model, not a curated record. Bases 1 to 567 code for a protein of 188 amino acids. Lineage: Eukaryota; Fungi; Ascomycota; Saccharomycetes; Saccharomycetales; Saccharomycetaceae.
AUGGGCGAUUUUCCACCAUCACAGGCGGUUGAACUGGUUACUGAGAUUUCUGCGAUCCUAAAGCGUCGCCACGAGACUAUAGCGGUUUGUGAGGCCGCGUGUGGAGGCCUGCUUUCGAGCUACCUUGUGUCGGUGCCCGGAGCAUCAGAAUGGUUUUACGGGGGCACGCUGGUUUACAGUCUGAAAUCGCGGCUGAAGCUAAGUGGUUGGGACUCGCAUGAUAUUGAUACUUAUACGGGACCUUGCACCAAUGUCGCGUUAAGGCUGGCACGGAACUUGCGACUUGAGUUGGGAGCCACUUACACGCUAAGCGAGACCGGAUAUGCCUCAACGCCUCAGGUCUCGAUGGCGAAUGACCCAGAUGCCAAGAGCAAGACGGGAACUGUGUAUUUUGGAAUAUCGGGACCGGAAAGAGAUCUGUCAAAAGUGUACAAUACUGGGAGCACAGAUAGAUGCGAAAACAUGCAAACUUUUGCCAUCGAAGGACUUAAAUUUCUUCGUCAAGAGUUGCAGAGAUGUGAGCAGACAAACGAGCAACCUAAUGGCAAGAAGCAGAAGCAUCGUUGA